CAGCGUCGGGAGCGGACGGGCCGGACCAGGCCGGGAGCUGCGGCGGCAUGAGGAUGCGCGGGCUGUGGGUGCUGGUGCUGCUGCUGGGGCUGGCUCAGAUCGCCCUCCUGGCGCAGGGCGCGGCGGCACAGGAGGAGGAUGGCGACGGAGAAUCUGUUAUAAAAGAAGCUGAUGAUGAUGGUGAUGAUGACGACGAUGAAGAAGAAGAUGAUGAAGAUGACGAUGAUUCUGUAGUUAAAGAAGAAAAUGGUGUAUUAGUCUUGAAUGAUGCAAACUUUGACACCUUCACUGCAGACAAGGACACUGUGCUGCUGGAGUUCUACGCACCAUGGUGUGGGCACUGCAAGCAGUUUGCUCCUGAGUAUGAAAAGAUAGCCAAAACUCUGAAGGAAAAUGACCCUCCUAUUCCUGUAGCCAAAAUAGAUGCUACUGCAGCCACUUCACUGUCAAGUCGUUUCGAUGUCAGUGGCUACCCAACCAUCAAAAUCCUGAAAAAAGGCCAAGCUGUUGACUAUGAUGGGUCUCGGACGGAAGAUGCUAUUGUGGCCAAAGUCAAGGAGGUUUCUGACCCCAACUGGACUCCUCCACCCGAAGCUACUCUGGUAUUGACCCAGGAUAAUUUUGACGAAGUUGUGAAUGAUGCUGACAUAAUCCUGGUGGAGUUCUAUGCUCCAUGGUGUGGACACUGCAAGAGGCUUGCUCCAGAGUAUGAGAAGGCUGCCAAGGAGCUCAGCAAGCGCACGCCUCCCAUUCCCCUGGCUAAAGUCGAUGCCACGGCUGAAACUGAGCUUGCCAAGAAGUUUGAUGUUACUGGCUACCCAACUCUCAAAAUCUUCCGCAAGGGCAAGCCUUAUGACUACAGUGGUCCACGGGAAAAAUACGGUAUUGUCGACUACAUGAUUGAACAGGCUGGUCCUCCAUCCAAACAGAUUCAGGCUACCAAGCAGGUACAAGAAUUUCUGAGGGAUGGGGAUGAUGUCAUCAUCAUUGGUAUUUUUAGUGGAGAGAAUGAUAAAGCCUAUCAGCUCUAUCAGGAAGCAGCUAAUGGUUUGAGAGAAGACUAUAAAUUCCAUCACACCUUCAGCAACGAGAUUGCAAAACUAUUGAAAGCAUCUCCAGGAAAACUGGUUGUCAUGCAGCCAGAAAAAUUUCAGUCAAAGCAUGAGCCCAAGAUGCAUGUUCUGAAUCUUAAAGACUCCACAGAUGGAUCUGAGAUUAAAGAGCACGUGCUAAAACAUGCUUUGCCUCUUGUUGGUCAUCGCAAGCCUUCUAACGAUGCCAAGAGAUACUCCAAGCGUCCUCUAGUGGUUGUCUACUAUUCUGUGGACUUCAGUUUCGACUACCGUGUUGCUACCCAGUACUGGAGAAGCAAAGUCCUGGAAGUGGCUAAAGACUUCCCUGAAUACGUGUUUGCUGUUUCUGAUGAGGAAGAUUAUUCUUCCGAAAUAAAAGACUUGGGCCUGCUUGAGAGUGGAGAGGAUGUCAAUGCUGCCAUUCUGGAUGAAGGUGGCAAGAAAUAUGCCAUGGAGCCAGAAGAGUUUGACUCUGAUGUACUCAGACAGUUUGUGCUGGCAUUCAAAAAAGGAAAACUGAAGCCAAUUGUGAAGUCCCAGCCAGUGCCAAAAAAUAACAAAGGGCCCGUGAAAGUGGUAGUGGGUAAAACUUUUGAUACCAUAGUGAUGGAUCCAAAGAAUGAUGUUCUCAUAGAGUUCUAUGCCCCAUGGUGUGGACACUGCAAGAAACUAGAACCAGUGUAUAAUGAGCUAGGUAAAAAAUACAAGAAUGAGAAAAAUCUGAUUAUAGCCAAGAUGGAUGCUACUGCCAAUGACGUGACGAAUGACCACUACAAAGUGGAGGGAUUCCCCACCAUCUACUUUGCUCCGAAGGACAAGAAGAACAACCCUAUUAAAUUUGAAGGCGGGGACAGAGAUUUAGAGCAUUUGAGCAAAUUUAUAGAGGAGCAUGCAACAAAACUCUCCAGAACAAAAGAAGAGCUUUAGAUAAGAUGAGGGUGGAGAACAAAAAUUGUUUGUACAAUGUAGUUAAAAUCAAGUUACUGACAAAACUUUGUGAGAGAAGAAUUAAGCAGUUUUGAGCAGAGAUUCUUGAGCAGUAAAGCAAUUGCAGUAUCUUUUUUUUUUUUUUUUUUAUAUGGCAGAUGAGUUUUUUUCUGGACACUGAACUUAAUACUCUAAUAUGAAUGUCUUACGUUAGUUACGGUUUUGAUCUUUGGAGAAAAAUACAUCCUUUAUUUUUUGUGACUAUCUUGAGCUUUAUUCUUUGACUCCAAUGCAGCUGUUUUUAAGUUAAAAGAUACUACCAAAAAGAGAGAAGCAGAUCCCUCAGACAAAUGGAUUUCUCUUAUUUGUUGUUAUGGUUACUGGGGGGAGCAGUCUUUUCAGCUAAUCUUUUCUGUUAUGUUUCUGUGUACCUAUUCAUGUGAUUCUAUCUGUGUAUUUAUAGCUGAGGAUAAGAAUGGAAGGUUUUCUAAAGUGUGGAUGAACUAUUUGGUCCUACUGAGAUAAGACACAGGGACUUGCUAACUAAAUAUGCUGUAGACCUGUUUUAGCUUUGUGCCUCUCUGUAGAGGGGGUGAUACUAAAAUAGCAAGUUUUUCUAAAGUACCUCUCUUUACCAGUCCUUACUGACCCAUUUACAUCUUAGUCUUCCUAAAUAUGUUUUGGAGUAACUGGAGUAUGGCAGAAAAAGAGCAUCUAGUGGGUGGUAAUGCUGGGAUCCUGGUGUCAGAUCUGUGUGUUACUGUCUCAUUUCCUUUUGCAGAGAAGAAAGUUUGCUAGUGAUUCUUCUUUGGGUAAGCAGACUGAGACCUUCUAAUGGUCUUUAUUCCUCUACCAGGUAUUGCAGGCACAAAGAAUAAUCACACCCUCUCUGUGUUCCCCUUGGGAAUAUAUGCAUUUAAAAGUAGGUUUUUAUCUUGUAUGGCCCAGUUUAGAUAUGUCCAUAAAUUUAUGGGCCAUGUUGAGGUUGCAGACUUAGGUGCUAUAGAAGCACUGUCUGCCUCCUCUAAGAGCUGUGAUGCUGUGGUGUGUGGGACUUGAGUGUCCCUGAGGCAGUUUUGAUUCACAUCUCAUUUUACAGGUAGUUUUUCCCUUACUGUUUUCUGUCUUGCAAAAUAUCACCAGUCUUCCCUCAGUAAUUGCUUGUUGCAUUAGUUUUUAGAUUUUGGAGGGUAUGCAAAUCUAAAACCAUUACCAUUUUUUUUUUUUUUCUGGGGAGCAUUCUUCUGUGUAGCAAGGAUAAACCCACAUCCAGGAGGUGGCUGUUCAGGUAGAGUCUGAGGACCCAAAAGGGACUGCAAGGGGCUUUCCUACUGCACCUGACAUCCCUAUUGAAGGGAUGUUCUUCCCUUCUGCCUUAACAGGGGAUUGUCCCCCACUGUUAACAACCCACACAGCAAAGCAUAACUAUGAAAUUAUUUUUGCAGAGGUGUAUGGGACUGCAUGAAGGCUUUCCCCUAAGUAAUGGUUUAGCCAAAGAUAGUGAACAAAGCUCAUCAGCAGAUUAUGAGUGAGAGGAACAGUAUCAAAUCUGGGAGUGCUGGGGUGGGCCUGAAUGCUGUUCAGCUCCUGUUGUUUAUCAGCAAAAGCUGGGAAAUGCUAAGCAUUAGCAUUUGUGUUAAAUAAGCAUAUUAACAUUAACAGUAAUGCUUAUUAAGCAUAAGAAAAAGUGUUAAAGUAGUGUCAUCAUUUAUCUCAGGCCCUACCAUUGUCCAUUUCCUCCUUUCGGAUUAGAGGUUUGGUUUUUUUUCCUAUUGUCCUUAAGUGGACAGUUGCCUGUUAAGCUUAGGCGGUAUUUCAUCUACAAGGCUCUUACCAAGUAAAGUGCAUUAUCUUCCCAUCUACUGCCAUUUCAGUUUGAAGCUCUUCUGUAGAGCUUUCAAAAGCUAUAAUCUAUUCUAAAUGUGUUGUGCAGGCAACAGGAGCGAGAUCAGACUUUGCUGAGCACCAGAGGUGAUUUUUUUCAGCUUUAGAGAAUAUACAUACAAGCCAAGUAACAAGUUCUGUCCUAUCUGUCAGUGUUAACAAUUCAGUUCUUCAAAGAAGUAGGCACAGGCUUUUUUAAUCAGUUCUUAAAACAUAGUUCAGGUUCUAUGCCAAAGCAAAUACCUCACAUAAUGCUAUGGGGAACUAAAUUGCUCCUUGUUAGUUGGUUGCAGACUUAAAGGGUUUUAUUCCAAAACAGCUGCUGUCUAACAGGGGGAUAUGGAUAAGUACGGCACAUGUAGAAGGGAGGGUGAAGAGUCCCUUAUUGGUGGUGAUGGACUACAGUCAGGACUGAAGCACCGUUCUCCUUGGGACAGUAAGGGUUAAAGUUGAGCAGGAGCAUUUCUCACCUCUCUUCCGACAGGUGCUAAAUUAUUAACGUUGUCAUUGCCAAUGCUGUACUGUUUCUAUAUACUGCUUCCUCUCCGUAGGAACCAACACCUCUGGGUUGAAACCUCUACAGCCUCCAGGGAGACCCUGUGGCAAUAAAAGACACAAGGCCCAGGGGAGUGUCCUAGGUGAGCUUGCUCAGUGCUCCUGCAAUCUCUCUCUUCCAUGCCUUCACGCGUGGAGGCAGCCUGGUACAUAAACAGUUACUUCAGUACUCUGCUGAAACACCUGACUCUUGUUUAGGAGUAGUGCUUAAGUCAGAGCUGAAUAAGGAAUAGGAAUACAGUAACUGUAGUACUGCUUAUAGUUACUUCAGAACAGUGAGCUGCAAGAGCAGGCAGUGUUACCCCAAGUAGGUUACGUGUUUAGGUUGUGAGCAGUAGAGGGAAUGAGGAUUUGUUCCAUCCUUACACUGGUGUUGCCUGACCACAUUUCCUGUGAGUCCUUGGCUGUGCUACUCACCUUGUCAGCUGCAUGUCAUAAUAAAUGCAUUUAUAACUUCCCAGCAAGAUGAGGAUACUGUUGUCUCUAAGCUUUGGGCAGAGUCAUAGUGGAAAGCUAAUUGCUUUGCUUAGUUCAAGUAUCCUAUUCUGUGCUGUGUGCACUAUCAACAUCGCAUGAACCCUCUGUGAAACUCACCGAGGUGGAUACAUCAGGAGGUCUGUUAUCUCUGUACAGAAAGUGAUACUAAUGUGAUUGAUGCAUUCUAAGGAGAACAGGUCAUAUAUUCUUUUGGAAUUUGUUCAAUGCAUUAUGCAUGCCUGCUUUUUACUUCCUGAGGUGUUAGGAUGCUUUCCUAAACAUCCUAAGUUCUUUUAUUAAAGAGUUACCUGAAUGCUGCUGGUUAGCUUUGGUAUUCCCGUCUUACAGAAGGAAAAAAAAAUGCACAGUACAAGAGAAUAAGGGAGCUCCCCUCACUUGCUCUUAGCCAGAGCUGCAUGAGCAUAUGGCAUAAUUUCUGAUUAUGGUUCCAGGUGGAAGAGAUCCUGCAGUUUAUGCCUCAGCACAGGACUGAUUUGUGUAAUAAUGAAAGUCCAUGGAGCCUGGCCUGGUGCAUCUCCCACACAUUAAUCCUCUCGAAAACAAACUUAUUUCUGUAAACUGUAGUACAUCUUAAAGUAGUAAGACUUGUGACUUCUUCAGGGUCAGCUCCUUUCUCUGAAGGGUUAGGAACUAAGGUACUGAUACAGCUGAUACUUCUUCAGGAAUGAGUUUAUACUGUCUCUGUGACAAUAAAUACUGGCCUGGGAUCUUGAUACUGCAUUAAGUGAUAGGUUUGGGGUUUUUGUACUGAAGAGAUUUGUUAGCAGUAGAGAGUUUGCAAUCAAGGUUGUUACCUGGUUCCUACUCUCAGCAAUUUUGUAUAGCCAAACUGCUAAUUAUGGUAGUGCCUGGAUGUGGCCUAGGAUUUGGCUGGUGGCAAGCAAGAAAGGCACUGCAGAGCUGGGGCCACAAAGUUUUAUCUGCGUUCUUGUACGUGAGGGUAUGUGCUGAGAAAACAGGCUUCUGGGAAGUAGAACAUGAAUAGAUGAUACAGGUUAAAGGCUCCUCAGGAAGUAUCAUUUACUGUAGUGAUCAGACUCCUGUCCUUUUUUUGCAACUGCAAACUGUUCAUGCUCCAAAAGGCCUGUUACUGACAGGUCUUUUACCUUUACUGGCUAGAAGUCUGAGUGUUGCAGUCUGUAUGCUCAGCCCUUGAUGUGGGCAGCAAGUUAAGCCCUCUGCAAACUGUGUAAUUUGCUUAGUCAAACUGGUAUAGAACCUUGUAUUUGUUACGCAAUUUGGCUUUGGUUUGCUGUGUGUGCUUGAGUUGCAGAACUCCCUUUGUCAAUGCAGAUCAGGGAUCUAUGAGCAGCCCUAGAAAAAUUGAAUGUGGUAGCAUCUUGGAUCAGUUGCCAGGCAUUUCUAAGACUUCAGCACAGUUUGAAGUGUCACAGGAAUUACUGCACAUCUCUGCAGUGCAUUUGCCAGGGGAGGGCUCUCAGUUGCUGACUACAAAGGGCUCCCCUUCUUUUCCUGCCUGGACCCAUGGUAGGUUGUGUGAAGCCAUGCAACCAUGGGCAGAAGAAAUGUUCUUCCACCAUGCACAGCUUGUCUUCAUAUCUGCCCAGAAUCCCACUCACAAGUCAAUGUUUUGUUCAUCCUUGGAAGUUGCUCUGCACUUGAAGCCAGUUCCUUUAGACAGAGCUCUGCCUGCUCUCAUGCCACAGACUGAUGUUGUGUUAAUGCUGGUGCUGGAUUUUCUGUGUCAGGAGCAGCUGGUUUUAUGUUUUAAGCCAUUGUGCUGUAAUUUGUCUGAACAAGAUCUAUAUGUACCAUGAAAACUAAAUUAGCAUGUCUUUGUAAAGUCUAGAUGAGGCUGCUUGGGUCUGGAAGGACAUGACCACUCUCCAGUUUCAUUUUUGCAUCCAGAGAGAAAGGAAUCUGCUCUGUGAACUGCUCCAAAUCCUUUCAUUAGAAAGGUGGAAGUUUCAGUUUCAGAAAUGAUGUUCACAUCUCAAGCUGUGUGUGACUUGGUUAACAGAAACAUAAAGGAGAUAAGCUAUAUUUAAUCCAACCAUGCAAAUAAAACCCUUAUCACAAUCAGUAACCCAAUCCUCUGAGGGAUUUCUGCAGGCUGGGGUUUUGAACAGCCAGUUGUUUCUUCAUAGUGAAAGCUGACACUUGACAGCCUGGCCUGCAUUAAUGCCCUUCUCCUUGCCUUUGUCUAAGUUAUAGUGGCCUUCUUGAAAUCUAGUAUGUUUUGCCUUACAAUACGAGAGAUUUGUUCUGCAAUACAGCCUGGUAAAAUACUGCUCAGAAUGAUAAAAGCAAAGUAAAAGAAAAAUACAGCAGAAGGUGAUCUCAGGGGAGGACAAAAGGUAAAUUAUAAAUUUCCCUUAAGUUAGAGAAAUCAAGGCUAGACAGGGCCAUUUACUCAGCUAAUCUCGUUGGUUUACAUAUCGGACCACAAGGUCUCAGCUGUUUGCUUUCCAUAUUCAGCCCAAUAACUUGCAUUUAACCUAUGGGCCUGUUCCAAAUAAAGUAUGCAAUACAAACAAAAGUCCACAGCUCUGCUGAGUGCUCCUGCUGCACUAGCACUGAACCACAUAAUGCAUUCAGGAAAUGGGACAUGCCACUAGAAAUUGGUACUACUGCUUUGAGUAAGGAAGGCAGCUUUGGGUUCACUUGUCAUGGGAAAUAUUUCGUAUGUAACUUUUGCUGGUGCCUUUGGACAGUGGGCUUCAGUGAUGUGUUUUCAUGUGGGGGUUGGCUUUUCUUUUGUGAUUUUGAGUUGGUUUUCAUCUUUUUCAGUCUUACGGUAACUACUAAAAGAUAGCAAGUAAAAUUCCACUAGUUGAAUUAAGCUGUAGCUUUUCCCAGACAGCAGAUUUUCACAGAGGGGAUAGUGACAAGAGGGCUGAGCUUCAUUCAAGCUCCUUUUCCUGAGCCUGCAGGAGCAGUAAUAGAUCACCUGACUUCAGCAGGUGCAAAACAAGAGAGCUGUUUACUGGUGUACUAAUGAGUCCAUGGAAAUGUAAGUGGCCUUACUAUAAUCUGCCUGCCUCUUCAUUUUUCUCAGAGGUCACCCUUAAUGUUCAAUUUGGACAAAAAAGCCAAUCUUUAAAUAGAAAAAUCACAUUUUAAAUAAAAAAAAAGGGGUCACAGUG
This is a messenger RNA of Pseudopodoces humilis (Tibetan ground-tit), 8044 nucleotides long. It is a transcript of the gene PDIA4, whose product is annotated as protein disulfide isomerase family A member 4. Gene Ontology annotation, cellular component: endoplasmic reticulum; endoplasmic reticulum lumen; cell surface. Gene Ontology annotation, biological process: response to endoplasmic reticulum stress; protein folding. Gene Ontology annotation, molecular function: protein disulfide isomerase activity. NCBI's taxonomy places the organism in Eukaryota, Metazoa, Chordata, Aves, Passeriformes, Paridae. The record is from RefSeq and is a predicted model, not a curated record.